Molecule: messenger RNA, 949 nt
Organism: Haplochromis burtoni (Burton's mouthbrooder)
Lineage: Eukaryota; Metazoa; Chordata; Actinopteri; Cichliformes; Cichlidae
Gene: ucmaa
Product: upper zone of growth plate and cartilage matrix associated a
Exons: 5
Coding region: 122-520 (132 amino acids)
Biological process (GO): regulation of osteoblast differentiation; embryonic skeletal system development
Cellular component (GO): extracellular matrix
Source: RefSeq, a predicted model, not a curated record
CUCCCUCCACAUCUCUCUCUCAUCUUCCACCAUUCCCUGCUUCAUCCUUCUAUCCUUACUCACUUGAACUCUGUUAGGUGUGCUGUGAAGUCCAGUGGAGCUUCUGCCUUUUACCUUCAAGAUGUCCUGGGCUCGAGUCUUUGUCUUGUCUGUUCUCACCACCCUCUUUGUCAUUACCUUUUUCAGCCUGGUGGAAGGUGCAGCAGUACGGGAUGACUCAAAAGCAUCAGAUGCUAAAGGUGCUGCACAGCAGGUUUUUAUGCCCGAGUCAGACGCCUCCAACUUUUUCAAACGCCGCAAUCGGCGCUCAGUCCGAUACUACGAGUUCCUAGCUGAGCAGAAGGUGAAAAUGGCAGCCGAUGAGCGCAGGAGGGAGUACAAUGAGGAACAAAGGAACGAAUAUGAGAACUAUGUUGAGGAGGACCGAGACGAGGUUAAUGAGAGGUCAAGAGAGACAAAUGAGCAGUUGCGUGAGUUUCAUUACGAUGGUCUCUCUCCUCGCUACUACUGGUUCCACUAAGCAUCCUCAAUCACAGAGAGCUGGGCAACAGCAGCUCUCACUGCCACAACCUUUACCCCGUACUGAAGGUGACAGCCCGACUCUGUCUGAGUGCAAGUGGUUUCUGUAUUUGUCCCACUUUAAUCUACACCUUUUUCUCAACCUGAUUUCUGUAUACAACUUAAAGAGUGCAAUAUAUGUCUUCAUUGUUAAACUGUAAGGAUCAACUUUUGUACUGUUGGGCAGAAAUUUUGCAUGCUUUUUUGGGUUUUUUUAUAUGUACAUUGAAGCUAUAUAAUGUCGUUUCAGCCUGAUGUGCUGUAUUAGCGGCAAGAAACCAACCUUUUAUACACAAAUGGUUUUGCCAGAUAAGAGUUGUAGCUUAAUUUUUCCAACAAACUGUCCUUCAUAUCCAAGUCACAAUGACAAAUAAAGAUGAAUUUCCAAUGA